AUGAAGCUCGCUCUCCUCGCUCUCAGCAGCGUGCUACUAGCCGACGGUGCGGUUGUAACUGAGCGACAGACUCGCGGAGUUGUUGGCAAGCCAGAGGGCUUCGGAGCUGGCACCACAGGUGGUGGCAACGCGCCGUGCCAGGUUCCUGCCAAUGUCGCCCAACUGAAGACCUGGCUCGAGGAUGCCACUGCUCGUUGCAUUGUACUCGACAAGGAGUACAACUUCAAGGGAACAGAGGGCACUGUCAAGGAGCAGGGGUGCAGACCGGCCUCCAACAAGUGUGCCGGCAAGGGCGGCCAGGAUGCCAUCAACAAGGCCAGCUGGUGCACCAACGGCAAUGCUGGAAGUGGCUCAACCGGAUUAACAGUCACCUAUGACAAAGCUGGUGUUGCGGGUAUCAACAUGGGCUCCAACAAGUCAGUCAUUGGCGUUGGCAACAAGGGAGUUCUUCGUGGAAAAGGUCUCCGCAUCGCCAAUGGCGCGAAGAACAUUAUCCUUCAGAACAUCCACAUCACUGAUCUUAACCCUCAGUACAUCUGGGGUGGUGAUGCUAUUACCCUUGCUGGGACCGAUCUGGUCUGGGUCGACCACUGCAAGGUCUCCCUCGUCGGUCGCCAGAUGUUUGUCGCCGGUCCCCAGGCUUCCAACCGUGUUACCCUCUCCAACAACGAGUGA
Messenger RNA from Plenodomus lingam JN3, 675 nucleotides. RefSeq lists its product as uncharacterized. NCBI's taxonomy places the organism in Eukaryota, Fungi, Ascomycota, Dothideomycetes, Pleosporales, Leptosphaeriaceae. Gene Ontology annotation, molecular function: pectate lyase activity. The record is from RefSeq and is a predicted model, not a curated record.